This is a messenger RNA of Vitis vinifera (wine grape), 984 nucleotides long. RefSeq lists its product as uncharacterized. The transcript is spliced from 5 exons. Lineage: Eukaryota; Viridiplantae; Streptophyta; Magnoliopsida; Vitales; Vitaceae. The coding region runs from base 106 to 786 and encodes 226 amino acids. The record is from RefSeq and is a predicted model, not a curated record.
UCGACUCACCGUUCACUAAAACGACGCCGUUUCCCAUAUCGAUAUGUCUCUAGAAAUCAAAUCAGCGGGGGGCCGAAAAUUUCCCGAGUGACAUCCGUUGCGACAAUGUCAGAUUCCAUGUCUCCCUCGCAAAAUCAAAACCCUAAUCACAAAGACUCGGAAGCAGUGGCUCGAGCUUGGCUCGCCACCAUUCCUGAGGAGGUCAAAACCCUAACCAUGGCGGAGUUCGAAUCUUGGGUUCACUCCAACAACGCCUCUUUACCCCACGAAAUCAGAUCAAUGCCUCCAUCACAGCUCUAUGAAAUCCUUACUCAGAACUCUAUGCCAACUCAGGAAAAAGAUACUAAUCCAGGCGAUAAUCCUGCCCGAUUUCAACGUACUGAUCAAUGGAUUCCGGUUUAUGCAUGGUUAGAGUUAUUGGACAAAGAUGAGGUGGUUAAGUCCAAAGAUAUUUCUGACUGGCUAACUGAGAAUCCCACAGUCAGAGAACAGUUGUGCUCGAGGCAUUCUCGUUACCAUUUGAUGCACUACAUUAAAAAAUGUCAUUUGAAGAUACUCAAGAGGAGGGAGAAAAAGAAGGGUUUGGAUCAAGCCAGCAAAGCAACACCUUUGAAGGUUCAAAAAACUGUGGUGACAAAGCCACCAACUGCGCUUCCAUGGAAUUCUCCGAGCAAUCUACCCAAAGAUAAUGAUGCUUACUUGGCAAAGCGAAAUGAAGCUUUGCGAAAAUUUGAGAUUUUAGUAGAAUUGGAGAAGCAGCUUUCAACCCUCUUCCCAAAGCAAUGAACAGAUACAAUUUAACAAAGUCUCGGUUCAGCAAACCUUUCCCAGACAUUAGAUAUGCAAACUGGCACAGACAAUGCUAAUCACUUUUUGGUGAUGAACAUCUUUUGUAAUUAGCUGACGUGAUAGCUGAGGAUUGGAAGAUAACUGUUGUUUGUUUGUGUUUAUAUACAAAGUGUUUUGGGAAUCAUUACCUGAUAA